Molecule: messenger RNA, 2308 nt
Organism: Gamsiella multidivaricata
Lineage: Eukaryota; Fungi; Mortierellomycota; Mortierellomycetes; Mortierellales; Mortierellaceae
Exons: 8
Coding region: 60-2261 (733 amino acids)
Biological process (GO): response to UV; transcription-coupled nucleotide-excision repair
Cellular component (GO): chromosome
Molecular function (GO): RNA polymerase II complex binding
Source: RefSeq, a predicted model, not a curated record
AAUGACAAAUCGUUUGGUCAUCUCACUUCUUUUCCUCCAUCCCAUUCCUCGCCAACAACAUGACUAUUGACCUUCAGGAGCGAGAAACCCUUUCAGCUCUUAUUCUGACUAUUACCAAGACAGGCGACCUUUACCUCGAUCCUGUGCAGGUGAAGCAAGUAAAAUCCAUAUGCAGAAAAUCUGACACCAAUGUUAAAAUCGCAUACGAACUGCUCAUGAUACAGCUCCAGCGCAAGCAUGCCCAGAUCCGAUACUCAAGCACACAGCUCAUUGCGGAGCUGUUUCAACGAUCUCAUGUCUUUCGCGAACUGCUGGUGGCGGACUAUUCCAUAUUUUUGCAGCUAACUGUCGGGAUACACCGAAAUACCCUUCCACCCCCCAAGAUCUUUGCAGAAAAGACCAAGCAACUCGCAAUAUCGCUUACAAAUGAGUGGAAUGCAAAGUAUGGAGCCGUCUACAAGCAAAUUGCUCUAGGAUAUGAUUUUUUAAAACAUCAUCUGAAGGUGGACUUCACCAAUCUUGUCCCUGUCACGGAAGAAGCCCGAAGUGCGGAGCAGAAAGCACAGGAAGAGAUGAGUCGACGUCUUCGCCAAAAGAGGUACGAAAAAGCAGCUGCAGAGAUGGAAGAGAGGGCAGAUGAUAUCCAAGACAAUCUCAAGAAAAUGAACUCUUGCUUCGAGAUUUUGGUUCCAAAACUGGACGACGAUGCGGCGUUAGAUGCAAUUUUCAGCGCGCCUACAGAUAAUAAUCAAAUCAACUCUGGGAAUAAGACGGAGGAAAUUGCCGGUGAAGAUACCAUUGAAGAAGAGGAGGUCGAUAAUUCAACUAUAAUCAAUGAGGCGAUGUUGAGGCAUGAUCCCAUCGGCGUUUUCGACAAUGCAUUGGGCUCGAACCGCUACAAGUUGACCAUCAAUGUGAAUAGGGAGAAUCCGGUGGAUAUUGCAGAAACGGAAGACAACUCGGAAUUGUUUGCAACUCUACGAGAAUGCUAUCAGUUGAUUGUGAAGAAACACUGGCCAAUAGUUAUGGAAUGGCUUGACGUCUUGAUGAAGGCGGACCAUGAGCCUGGUCCCCAAAGGGCAGAAUACGACCGCUUACUCAAGAUGGCGAUCGAUCUCAAGAAGGGUGUGGCGGACGCGAAAAGCAAGAGCGAGGAUCUGGGUGUUAAUAUGGACACCAUGUAUGGUCCGAAUGAGCGCGACUCGGACGAUGAUAAUGAGGAGUUUGAGGAAGUGGACGUAUCUGCAUCCAUUCACGACAAAAAGAAAGGAAAACAGAUGAAGAGAAAUAACCAAGCAACAUUGUCACGGGAACCGAGAAAUCCAGUUUUUGCAAUGCACGGAGAGGACAUUCUCGAAGACGACCCUACCUAUGUCGGAGGUACCAUUCUUCCUGUCCGCGAUGAGAAGACCAAGGUUACUGAACCGAAGAGUCCCUCGGCAGCGACUCACUCAAGAGCGGCGAGCGAGGUGUCCACACCACCAACAGAAAAAGACGACGGAGCAGCAGAGUCCAGAGAAGAAUUACUGGCAAGGGCGCCUGUUAUUCCGUGGGAUGACGAUUUAGCAGUGUGGGACAAGAAAGAAAUGGCAUUCAACACUUCAGGACUUGAGUUUUCUCACAGAUUUCUUGGCGUCGGUGACGGCAGCAAUCUGGUAUCUCAGGCAACGCUGGACCGGAUGAAGAUGCGUACACGCAUUUAUGACCCUCAGCUGCCUAAAGUCAUCAAGGCAUGCCGAUACCCGAUGAGUAAUGGACGAUUAUGCAUGAGAAGAGACUUGGUACGCUGUCCAUUCCAUGGACCUAUCGUGCCCCGCGACGAGCAUGGACAGACUCAACGGCCUACUGUAGAAGGAGGUUUUAUACAGGAUGAAAAUUUCUUAAAUGAUGAACAGGAGGCUGACUUGAUCAACAGGGCUAUCGCGGCUGCGUCGGGUUCAUCUGUAUCGACCAGCUCUUCUUCAAAGAUGUCAAAGGACAAGUCAACUUGGGAAGAUAUUGAGGAUGACGUAAAUCAUGCCUUGGGCUUGGAAAAGAUUGAGUCGAAACGGAAAAGAGGUCAAGGAGGGGGAUUAGCUUCGAAGAAAAAGAAGACGCAGAAACCACCCUCAGCAUUGGUCAAUAUUUCCAAGCCCGUGGACACUUCGCGUACCAGGCUGCUGAAGCAUCUUGGGCGCAAAACGACAAAGGACUCUGUGGAGCACGAUCGGCGGUCAGAAAAAUCAGAGCUAUCCAAAGAUGCGCGCAUGCAUCGGUGGUAGUAACAUAACUUAUGAAUAUUGCAGACAACAAUAACGAAUCGACUGAC